AUGGCAGAGCUCUUAAAGUUCACGAGCAAAUUCCGACUCAAUGGACCAAUUGAACCCCCACCAGGAAAAGUCACGAAACGACCCCGAUUAGUGUGCAAUCAAUGUAAGAAAGCAAAAGUUCGAUGCGAUCGUGGACUACCAUGUGGUUCUUGUAUGAAGAGAGACGAUGGAAUCAGUUGCAGCUACCAGCAGCAAAUAACGGCAUCCGGUGGACGCAACGCCUUCGCCGAGGACAAACUACAACAUCUUGAAUCUCUGGUCACACAGCUGAUUAAAAGCCAGACUUCAAUGGCACCCAAUAAUCUUGAGGUACCAGUCACAUCUGAGAGCUCGUCAGACAGCCAUCAUGUAGACCACGCUUCACGAGAUUUGGUAGUUGAAACACCGGCAGCAACGGAGACCUACGUGGGGUCAACUCACUGGUCAUCGAUGCUGGAAGACAUACAUGAAUUGAAAGCUGCUCUCGCCGGAUCUUCAGAAAUAUCGGACGAACAGUUGUCUACAUCGCCAGGUGCACUAGAAUUGAACCAAGAGCUGAUAUUUGGCGUUCCUGGCGACUACUCGCUUGGUCGAAUCAUUUUCCAGUUUCUUCCUCCAAAGAUCGAGGUCGAUCGGUAUCUGUCAAGGUAUUUUCAAGGUGAAACAUACAUCGUUCCGUUUAUUCAUACGUACCAAUUCCAGCAUCAAUAUCGAGAAUUUUGGGCAGACAAAUCCAAAGUCAGUCCACUCUGGCUGUCCAUGCUCUUUUCGAUAUGUCACAUGGCAUCACUUUUCGGAAGAAACACUGGUUCGCCUUACUCCCCACAAAGAAUGUCCUCAAAUGGAAAUUAUUCGUUACAUACAGCCGCAGGACAGUGUCUCGUGCUGGGCCAGUAUCAUCGACCGCAAAAGUUCGGCGUUGAGGCGCUGGCAUUGUACGGACAAUGCAAAAAUCUCCUAACACUAGACCCAUCCCAAGAAGUGGGUACAAUUCUCAGCAUGAUUGUUCGGAUGUCUUACGGAAUGGGUUACCAUCGAGACCCAGACUCAGUUGGAAACUUCACCGUAUUCGAAGGAGAGAUGAGAAGAAGAUUCUGGGCUUCAAUCAAGCAAAUGGACUUGAUGACAUGCUUUCAACUUGGCCUUCCAAGCAAUGUGAAUCUUGAGCAUUGCGAUACUAAAUCGCCACGAAACUUACUCGAUUCGGACUUCGACGAGGACACAAUCACACUCCCAACCUCACGGUCCGAAAAUGAAUAUUCAAAGCUGCUUUGGUUUAUCGUCAAAGAGAGGCAAGCCGUCAGCUUCAGCAAAGUCUGCCAAGAUGCGCUCUCAUUCAAGGAGAAGUCCGAGAGCGAGAUAAUCGAGCUUGAUGCCGACAUUCGCGAGAUGUAUGCGUCUAUUCCAAAUAUCCUACAAGCACGACCAAUGGCAGAGUCCAUCACAGAUGAGCCAUUUCUAAUCAUGACGAGGAUAUAUCUCCACUUCAUAUACUUGAAGAGUCUCUGCGUUCUUCAUCGCAAGUAUAUGGCCCGUGGAGUUGAUUUCAGCACCCUGACAUGCGUUGACGCUGGCAUGAAAUUGGUCAGGCAGUUCAUAGAAAUGAACGAUGAGUUUGCACCAGGAGGACAGUUACAUGAUCAGCGGUGGAUGCUAACGAAUUUCACCGUGAAUGAUUUCCUGCUGGGAAAUAUGGUCCUUUCGCUUGCAGUCCACAGUUGCAAGAAGAGGGACACAGGUAUGUCUCCAAUCAACAUGGAAACAAGAAAGGAGGUCGUGGAACUACUACAACGGUCAUAUUCUGUCUGUUUUGAAAUCGCUCCAGUCAGCAAAGACGCUCUCCGGGUUUCACACAUCAUCCGUCUCACCCUGAACCGCGCCAGUGCAAAGGCUUCGGAUCAAGUGGUGGAUCUACCAUCCCAGAAAUUUCCAGGCAUUUCGACAACCUCGAUACUGGAUAGCAGUACAGUUGAUGGCGUCACCGAGCCUGCGGGUCAAACUAUCUCAAUACUACCUCCCUGGCAGAGCUGCAUGCCCAGCGAUGACGCGACCUUUGGAGCGUUUGAUUACAUGGACUUUAACAACAAUGAGUCGGAGGGAAUAGAUUGGAUGGCUUUGGACCAAUGCUUCGGGACACAGGAUAUUUCGUCCUAA
Messenger RNA from Cadophora gregata, 2133 nucleotides. RefSeq lists its product as uncharacterized. NCBI's taxonomy places the organism in Eukaryota, Fungi, Ascomycota, Leotiomycetes, Helotiales, Ploettnerulaceae. The coding region runs from base 1 to 2133 and encodes 710 amino acids. Gene Ontology annotation, cellular component: nucleus. The transcript has a single exon. The record is from RefSeq and is a predicted model, not a curated record. Gene Ontology annotation, molecular function: DNA-binding transcription factor activity, RNA polymerase II-specific; DNA binding; zinc ion binding. Gene Ontology annotation, biological process: regulation of DNA-templated transcription; DNA-templated transcription.